CAGCGCACGCUCUGUUUACGCUGAUCUGAUCUCACCUCGUUAUUGUUAACAGCGCGCGCGCUUGUCUUCGUCAGUAAACAGAGCUCACUGACAGCUGAUUUAUCGCUUUGUGUCAGACGGGAUGGUUUGCUUUGUGAGCUGUUAGAUCACAGGUUUUUUAUUUCCUCCUAAUGCACUGAUGAGCCUCGACACAAUGAAGUCAAAUAUACCGUACGAAAAGAUGGAUGAUGUGGAGCUAAGCAGAGGAGAAACACAUCUUGGCUCACAAAAGUAUUACAGGUGCCUGAUCAUCCUCACCUGUUUAACCACAAUACUGCUGAUCCUCCUGUCACUCCAAGCCCUGCUUCUUCCCAUGGCAACAUCCUCAUCCUCAAAAUCAUCUGGGCAGAAGGAGCAUCUUCUAAUCAGAGAAACCUGUAAUGAUCCCUGCAGGAUUGUUUUAGUGGAGAGUAUUCCUGAGGGACUGGUGUUUAACUCCUCAACCACUCAUCAGUCUGUAUAUGAAGCCUGGCUCAACCUUAUAUCUAGUGCUCAAAGCAGUCUGGACAUUGCCUCCUUCUACUGGACUCUCACCAAUGAUGACACGCACACACACGAGGCCACAGCCAAUCAGGGUGAGCAAAUUCUGGAGGAGCUAGGGCAGCUCUCGGGGAGAGUCUCUGUCCGAAUUGCAGUUGAUAAACCAUCAGAGAAAAAACCUAUGAAUGACAUUAAGUUCCUGACUGAUUCUGGAGCUGAUGUGCGGAUGGUGAACAUGCGAGAGCUAACGACAGGUGUGCUGCACACGAAGUUCUGGAUCGUGGAUAAGAAGCACAUCUACAUAGGAAGCGCCAAUAUGGACUGGAGGUCACUAACACAGGUGAAGGAGUUGGGUGCGGUUGUGUAUGACUGCAGCUGUCUUGCUGAGGAUCUUGGGAAGAUCUUCGAGGCUUAUUGGUACCUGAGUCAGACCACGACCGUCCCUGCACACUGGCCCCAAGAAUACUCCACCCUGUACAACAAGGACACGCCCAUGCAGCUGUCACUCAAUGGGACCGAUGCCAGCGUCUAUCUAUCUAGCUCUCCUCCUUCACUGUGCGCCGAGGGCCGGACUCCAGACCUGCAGUCUAUCCUCAGCGUGAUCACUGAUGCCCAGCAGUUCGUCUACAUCGCUGUGAUGAACUAUCUCCCCACUAUGGAGUACUCCAGACACAAAAGCUACUGGGUGGAUAUCGACACCCAGCUGCGGCGCGCGGCUUAUGAGCGUGAUGUUCGUGUGCGUCUGCUGAUCAGUUGUUGGGAAAAUACCAACCCCAUCAUGUUCCCUUUCCUCCGCUCGCUAGCUUCCUUACAGUACAAGAGCAAGCUGGACAUUCAAGUGAGAAUUUUUACUGUGCCUUCCGACGCUCGACAGAAACACAUUCCCUUUGCCAGAGUCAACCAUAACAAGUACAUGGUCACAGAUAAGGUUGCUUAUAUAGGCACGUCUAAUUGGUCAGGGGACUACUUUGUGAACACAGCUGGAUCUGCGUUAGUGGUGAACCAGACUUCAGCUCAGUCCACAAGCCCCACAGUCCAGGAGCAGCUGCAGGCAGUGUUUGAGAGAGACUGGGACUCUUCAUACAGCACUGACAUCAACCACAAGACCAACCGCAAAGACCUCUGCUAGACCAGGCUUCACACUGCAGGGGGCGCUGGAGAGUGCAAAACACUGGCAUUUUCUGGAGGAUAGUUUUUAGGGCAUGUACAGUCCUGCUCUAUUUCUGGGUUGCACUUCAUUUAACAAAAAAAUAAUUAUAUUAUAAUGAUGUCACUCUCACCUCUGACCAGUUGCAUAUAUUUUGCACAAAAUGCCAAUGCAAUGAUAUACCUCUUAACAGAAACACUUCAACAUAGUUUCUCAGGAAGAAAUCGUAUUAGCAUUGAUUCAGUGUAUUGUAUUGUUGCUUUCUCUUUCUAAAGUGAUUUCAGUUGCUGCAUUUAUAAAUCAGAUCUGACUCGAAGAAGCAGGGUUGCUGGAUUAAUAACCAGUCUGUUGUCAUGAACGUCUGAACGCAUCUGUUGUUAGGUCACCACUACUUGACUG
Messenger RNA from Carassius auratus (goldfish), 2065 nucleotides. RefSeq names its product phospholipase D3-like. The coding region runs from base 179 to 1648 and encodes 489 amino acids. The record is from RefSeq and is a predicted model, not a curated record. The transcript has 12 exons. NCBI's taxonomy places the organism in Eukaryota, Metazoa, Chordata, Actinopteri, Cypriniformes, Cyprinidae. Gene Ontology annotation, molecular function: catalytic activity.